GGGGUGGUUGGGUGGGAAGCUUAAAAAAAAGGAAAAAGAAAGAAAAGAAGCAGCGUCUGUGACUGUGCCGGUCGAGCAAGCCAGUUUUAACCUUAGCUAACGCACAUCCAAAGCACAUACCAUGAUCCGGGUUUGAGCCUGCAAAAAGCUGGGGGAGAAAACACUCACGACUGCGAGAGAAAUCCGAUGAGAGGAACGGCUCAGAGAGAGUGAGCUGCCGUAGAUUGUCCAAAGGGGCAGCGUUUCUCCUAGUUCCGGUUUGUCUGCCUGUGUGCGCUGUGCGAGUUGGGACCCUAAACAAAAGGCUGCCAUCAUCCUAAAGGAGAUAUUCUACUGCGAGAGAGCCCGUCUGCUUGAUGCUAACUAAACAUGAGCUCUUAUUUUGUUAACCCUCUUUUUUCUAAGUACAAAGGCGGCGAGUCACUGGAGCCAACUUACUACGACUGCAGGUUUCCACAAAGCGUUGCCCGCAGCCACACGCUGGUUUACGGACCCGGAGCAGCCGCACCGGGCUUUCAGCACCCGUCCCAUCAUGUGCAGGACUUUUUCCACCACGGGACCACGGGGAUCUCCAACCCCGGAUACCAGCAAAACCCUUGCGCUUUGGCUUGCCAUGGAGACGCAACGAAAUUUUAUGGAUAUGAAGCCCUUCCGAGGCAAACGCUUUAUGGUACCCAGCAAGACGCAAGCCUAGCGCAAUACCCAGACUGUAAAUCGUCGAGCAGCUCUAACCCCGGAGAAGGACAAGGCCACUUAAAUCAAAACUCCUCUCCCAGUCUUAUGUUUCCUUGGAUGAGACCCCACGCCCCAGGAAGACGAAAUGGGAGACAAACCUACAGUCGCUACCAAACUCUUGAACUGGAGAAGGAGUUUCUCUUCAACCCUUACCUGACGCGCAAGAGAAGAAUCGAGGUGUCCCACGCCCUGAGCCUCACCGAGCGGCAGGUGAAGAUUUGGUUUCAGAACAGGAGGAUGAAGUGGAAAAAAGAGAACAACAAAGACAAGUUUCCGGGUCAGAGAGGAGAGGCUGAAGCCGAGGCCGAGGAAGAGGGCAACGAGGACGGUGAAGGGGAAGAGGCAGAAGAGAAAGAAGCGGAAGAGAAAGAAGAGACCAAGGAGUGAUUUUAUGGUCCUUUUUAUGGUUAUAUGGCUGAAAAAGAGAAAAAAAGAGAGGUCCCAUAAACAGACGAAGAGUCACAAGGAGGCAGAGAGCGUCAACUUUAUGACCACCCUUUCAUUUUGUCAGGAGGGAACAGGAAUCCCUCCAAUGUUGCUGUCAUAAAUAGACAAAAUUCUCCCUUCUCACCAUUAUCCUAACAUAAUGCCAUUUGGAUUUUUUUCUGUAGAAGCUACACACGCUUGUAGCACAUUUUCUUUGAUAGACCUGUCGCCCUUGCAAAAAGAGAAAAAAGGGGGGAGUUAAAUUAAAACGCAUGUUAGAUGGAAAAUGGCUUAGCUAUUUUUGACAAAGUUGCUUUUAAUAAUAACUGUAUCAAAAGCAUAGCCAAAUAAGAUCAAAACAUGACCAACGCCGACCUGUGUUGUAAAUAGAUUAUAGCCUACAUUUAAAAAGAACAUCACUUCAGAGCCUUUCCGAAAUUGUAAGCGAAAUGUAGGCCUAUAACUUUAGUCGUACGUGUUCAGACAUCAUCGCAGCAGUUACAUUGGCGAACGGCCCAUGUAUAAACCACCAAGUUUUAUUAUUCUAAUUGUUACUGUUACUGUUUUACUCGUUUUCAUGUGAAUGGCAUAGACAAAGAUAGCCAUUAGCUCCUCAGACAUCUUUUUUCUAGGAUUACCAGGGAAAUGCAAUCGUUUGAAAUCCUUUGAUGCUACCUAAACCUGGGGAAAUUGCAAUAGAGAUUUCUGAAUAUAGAGAUUUCAUAUGGUUUUAAUUUUAAAGUGUUCUGUAUCAUCCUUAUAUUAUUAAGUUAUGUAUGUAGCAUUUACCCAAUAUACAAUAUACACUUGUUGAAGACAAUUUGUGAGUCUUGGGAAGACAAUUAGCUCAAAGCCAAGCAAACAAUUUUGAGAUUGUACCACGGCACUACCUAAACUCAGAGCCUUGCCUUUGCUGAAUUUAUAUUCCUCACUUAUGGCAUCGCUCUGACUUGAUUGCAAGCUAUUUUCCCCAACAACUAAAACUGCCUAUAACGCACAUUUUACUGUGUAUGAUAAUACCUGCUACAAUUACAACGAUUUUAAAAAGUAAGGGAAUUUUUAUUUUAAUGUGCUGGUGAUAAUAGCGUAGUUGUUUUGCACUGAAUAUAAUCUUUAUGUACGUCUUGUUAUAUAUUGAUGUUAACAAAUAUGCUCGUUUCCUGGUGUUUCUCCUGUGAAAGACAGACUUGUGUGUCCCCGCCAUUGUUGAUGUAAAAUCACAAAUAAACAAGAUGGCUCACAAUCAUUUUCUGUUUUUAUUUUUAUUUUAUUUUUUAUUAUUGACAUUACAGACUCACUUUACGCCUCACAAACGCAGAGGCGCACACAUUUGUGAACUGAGCACUGAAGGUCGUAAACACUUAUCUUUGUGUUUUUGCCACUUCCCUGCAACGACUUAAACUCAACUUUUGGCGUGCUGUAGAAGCGUUCAGAGCUCGUUUUCAUAUCGGAACCCUAUAACCACAAGUGAUUUGAUGCGAGCACAUUCACCGAGGAAAUGGCCAAAUAUCCAACAGUGCUGAUGGUCUGAUGAUGAUUUGGUUUUCGUGCGUUUACUGGCGGAGGGAGGAGGCGCGCAUAUUGAACAGCCUCUUGACUGAACUUUGUCUAAUUUAAACUUUCCAACUUUGUUCAAAUAACCAAAAAAAAAAAAAAAACGCCGGACGUGCGUUUGCAUCCCCUUUUACCUUUUAAGGAAAGGUUGCGGAUCUCAUUCACAGCAUGCGCACUCCCCAAAGCACUGAGUCGUAUUUGAUUCAUCCUCUUAAUAAAAAACCUCCUCUCUUCUGGGAGGACGCGAAGCUUUUCUUAAUGAAUCUUGGGAUGAAUAAUUGCUGUUUGAGAUGAGAUGAACAAACAUCUGGCGUGAUGUUAAUAAUCAGACGAAAUAAUGCCCAAAGCAUGAGGGAGGUUUUAUCUGUCUAUACCAUGCAAGGUGUUGUGUGAAACUUGGUGUCCAUUCAGACCUCUGGAAGGCAUCAGAGGGGUUUUUAAAAAAAAUCAAAGGGAAUAAGAGGCCAAGUGCAGGUAACACCUUUGUGCCUCCUCCUCUCCUGUCCAGCUGCUCCUGCUGCUCCUUUUAUGAUGAAGGUUUAGAAUAAUCGGAGGAUAUAAGCAGUCACCUGAAGUAGCACAAACACUGCAAUGUGUCUCAAACGGCACAGCAAUGUAGGUCAUGUGUUACAAUAACUAAAAACAAUAUUAUUAAUCGAAAUCUGAUCCUGUAAUUUGAGCUCUUCCUCUUCCACCUAGUGCUUACAACAGACUCUAACCCGAAGCUCGAUUUUUUUUUUAGGACAAUAACAAGCCACCU
Larimichthys crocea (large yellow croaker) is the source of this 3475-nucleotide messenger RNA. RefSeq names its product homeobox C8a (gene hoxc8a). Gene Ontology annotation, cellular component: nucleus. Bases 370 to 1122 code for a protein of 250 amino acids. The record is from RefSeq and is a predicted model, not a curated record. NCBI's taxonomy places the organism in Eukaryota, Metazoa, Chordata, Actinopteri, Sciaenidae. Gene Ontology annotation, molecular function: DNA-binding transcription factor activity, RNA polymerase II-specific; RNA polymerase II transcription regulatory region sequence-specific DNA binding. Gene Ontology annotation, biological process: regulation of transcription by RNA polymerase II. The transcript is spliced from 2 exons.